UCACAUUACUUUCAGUUCUGAGGAAGUGAAACUCAGACAGUCGUCACUGAGAGGUGAAAUGGCGCAGAAAGGAGUUCAGCUGGACCAGGAAACCUUCUCUUGUUCCAUCUGUCUGGAUCUACUGAAGGAUCCGGUGACUACGGCCUGUGGACACAGCUACUGCAUGAACUGUAUUAAAAACUUCUGGGAUAAAGAGGAUGAGAAGAAAAUCUACAGCUGCCCUCAGAGCAGGCAGAGCUUCACACCGAGGCCUGUCCUGCUGAAAAACACUGUGUUAGCAGUUGUACUGGAGGAAGUGAAGAAGACUAGACUCCAAGCUGCUCCUGCUGAUCACUGCUCUGCUGGACCUGAAGAUGUUGCCUGUGAUGUCUGCACUGGGAAAAAACUGAAAGCCCUCAAGUCCUGUCUUGUCUGUCUGGCCUCUUAUUGUGAGAAACACCUUCAGCCUCAUUUUGAAUUACCUGUAUUUGAAAAACACAAGCUGGUGAAGCCCUCCAAGAGGCUCGAGGAGAACGUCUGCUCUCGUCACGUUGAGGUGAUGAAGAUUUUCUGCCGUACUGAUCAGCAGUCUGUCUGUUAUCUCUGCUCUGUGGAUGAACACGAAGGCCACGACACAGUCUCAGCUGCAGCAGAGAGAGCUGAGAGGCAGAGAGAGCUCGAGGGGAGUCGACUACACAUCCAGCAGAGAAUCCAGGACAGAGAGAAAGAUUUGAAGCUGCUUCAACAGGAGGUGGAGGCUAUCAAUGGUUCUGCUGAUAAAGCAGUGCAGGACAGUGAAAAGAUCUUCACUGAGCUGAUCCGUCUCAUGGAGAAAAGAAGCUUUGAUGUGAAGCAGCAUGUCAGAUCCCAGCAGAAAAGUGAAGAGAGUCGAGUCAAAGAGCUUCAGGACAAGCUGGAGAAGGAGAUCACUGAGCUGAAGAGGAAAGACGCUGAGCUGAAGAAGCUCUCACACACAGAGGAUCACAACCAGUUUCUACACAACUACCCCUCAUUUUCAGCACUCAGUCAAUCUAAAGUCUCAUCCAGCAUCAAUAUCCAUCCUUUGCGUUACUUUGAGGAUGUGACAGCGGCUGUGUCAGAAGUCCAAGAUAAACUACAGGACGUUCUGAGAGAAAGGUGGGCAAACGUUUCACUGACUGUGACUGAAGUGGAUGUUUUAUCGCCAAAUUCACAACCAGAGCCCACGACCAGAGCUGAAUUCUUGAAAUAUUCCUGUGAACUCACACUGGAUCCAAACACAGCAUACACAGGUUGUUAUUAUCAGAGGGGAACAGAAAAGCAACAGUAAUGACAAAACAACAGUCUCAUUCUAGUCACCCAGAAAGAUUCACUGGAUGGUGGCAGGUCCUGAGUAGAGAGAGUCUGUGUGGACGUUGUUACUGGGAGGUGGAGUG
Molecule: messenger RNA, 1394 nt
Organism: Sander lucioperca (pikeperch)
Lineage: Eukaryota; Metazoa; Chordata; Actinopteri; Perciformes; Percidae
Product: E3 ubiquitin/ISG15 ligase TRIM25-like
Exons: 1
Coding region: 59-1288 (409 amino acids)
Molecular function (GO): zinc ion binding
Source: RefSeq, a predicted model, not a curated record